Eriocheir sinensis (Chinese mitten crab) is the source of this 4809-nucleotide messenger RNA. RefSeq lists its product as uncharacterized. The transcript is spliced from 3 exons. Gene Ontology annotation, molecular function: serine-type endopeptidase activity. Bases 430 to 4152 code for a protein of 1240 amino acids. Gene Ontology annotation, cellular component: trans-Golgi network; Golgi membrane. The record is from RefSeq and is a predicted model, not a curated record. Gene Ontology annotation, biological process: protein processing. Lineage: Eukaryota; Metazoa; Arthropoda; Malacostraca; Decapoda; Varunidae.
AAGGUUAACAGAGACAAGUGUCGUGACGACUGGCGGGCACACGUGGCAACCCUGCUGGCCUGUCACGUAACGGGGCCACACACUCUCCUCUCGUCAUCAGUGUAGUGCUGGUGACGAUGGGUGCAGUUCUCUUUUUUGUUAUUUUUCGUGGGUGCUGACCAAGGGCCGCGUGUGCAUCACGGCGCCAGGUGUGUAAGUCGAUUUCAGGCGUCAGGAAAAACACGAGCUCCUCUUUGGCAUCUCGCUUAUAUCUGUACCAGCUGUGGUGGUGGCGCGGGGCAGCGGGGCAGUGGCACUCCCUACCCUCGCGCCGCCGUGACCCGCCACCCUCGCCUCGCCACGACAUUCCUCAGUAAGGUGACUUCCGACGUGGUGCGAGUUACUAUGAGUGAGUGAGCGACGCGUUACUUUGCUGCUGAUGGUGCAGUGAUGAGGACUCUCUCUGUGCGCCUCCUGGUGGCCACCCUCAGCCUGGCGGGGCAGGCCGCCGGGGCGCUGAAUGAGGACGGCAACCAGCUGUGGGCGGUGGAGCUGCUCACGACGGACGAGGCGGUGGCGAGGAGCGUCGCGGCGGACCUCGGCUUGGCGGUGACGGGGCGAGUGUUUAAUAAUGUUUUCCUUAUGCGUGGGGGCGGGGGCGGUGGCCAGAACAAUGCCUUGCCGAAGUCAGUGAAAGAGGGAUUGAUUCACCGCCUCAUCGUGUGGUCUGAGAGACAAAUUGGACGUCGACGAAGUUCCGGCGGCCGGAAAACUGAGCCCGUGCGGGUCGACACCAACCAGGUGGGCGAGAGUGGUGAUGGCGACGACGCGUACUUUAUGAGGCUGGCGAGCCGCUACGCACGGGACGUGGGCGGCCUGGACCGCACGCCCCCCAAGUCCCCGUGGGACCUGCUGGCAACGAAAGACCCGCUGCGGUGGCGGCAGUGGUACCUGGAGCCGGGCGGCGGCAUGCACCUCAACGUGACGGGGCUGUGGGAGGCCGGCAUCAAAGGCGGUGGCGUGAGCGUGGCGGUGCUGGACGAUGGGGUGGAGCUCACUCAUCUGGAUCUGGCCCUCAACUAUGACCCGGCGGCCUCGUGGGACCUGCUGGACGCUGACCCGGACCCGACGCCGGUGCCGUGGUCGCGACAUGGCACGCAGCUGGCGGGUAUCAUUGCCGCCGCCCACCACAACGGUCUGUGCGGCAUGGGCGUGGCGCCGUGGUCGGGCGUGGGGGCCAUCAGGAUGCUUGGCUACGUGGUGUGGGAUGCCACGGAGGCGGCCGCCCUAGCCUAUGAGCGUGAACACGUGGACGUGUACGUGGCGGCCUGGGGGCCCGUGGACACCGGCACGGUGAUGGAGGGCCCCGGAGUGUUGGCCUCGCGGGCCCUGGCAGAGGGCAUCGCGCUAGGUCGAGGCGGCCGGGGGUCCAUCUACAUCUGGGCGUCGGGGAACGGCGGUUUCGUCGGCGAUGACUGCAACGCGGAUGGUUACUCCAACUCCCCGUACACCCUGACCGUGAGCGGCAGCACGCGCGCCGGACACGCGCCAGACUACGCCGAGACCUGCGCAGCGACCUUCGUGUCGACAUACAGUGGCGACGCUGACAAGGAGUACGACCCAGAGGAGGAGGAGGAGGAGCAAGUGAAUGGCAUUGUGACCACCGACACAGGCGGUGUGUGCACAGAGUCGUUCCGCGGGUCGUCGGUGUCGGCGGCCAUGGUGGCGGGCGUGUGUGCCCUGGCCAUUGACAUGAACCCAGAGUUGACGUGGCGCGACAUGCAGCACCUGAUGGUGCGAGCGGCGGCUCCGCACAACCCACUCCCGAGCCAGUGGAGCACCAACGGCGUCGGCACCAGGUACUCCCAUUACUUCGGCUUUGGUUCCCUCGACGCCGGAAAAAUGGUGGAGUUGGCACGCGGCUGGAGACAAGUCCCACCGGCUUUCCGCUGCCGCCUGCAUGCUGCCCUGCACGACCUGCCGCUGGAGUCGGGCGUACCCCUCGUGUUGCCCCUCAGCACCUGUGGCUGUCAGGUGGUGCAGGUGGAACACGUGCAGGUGAAUGCGUCGGUGAGUGUCCGGAGCCGCGGCCAGGUGGAGCUGGUGCUGGAGUCUCCGUUAGGGACUAAGUCGACGCUGCUGCCCCGACGGCCACUCGACCUCUCGCCGUACGGCAUCCACAAUCACCCUAUGCUGACCGUCCACAUGUGGGGUGAAGACCCACGCGGCACCUGGAGGCUGCACGUCACCUACCACGGCGACGGCGUCCUCCAGAACUUUGGCGGCAAGCGUUUCGUGAACAUCACCAACACAUUUCACAACUGGACGCUGAUCAUCCAUGGCACGGAGGUACCUGUCGACAGGGCUGAGCCUCAACACUACCACUACAACGCCUCGCAGCUCGCGUUGCUACGGCGCGACGCUGGCUACAACAUGACGUUGCCGACGGACGUUACAAGACUAGAAAUCUCCAAAGAAGAGGCGGAAGAGGCAGUGAGGCUCGAGACUCAACACUGGAGUUCUCCUAUCAUGCCCGGAGGUAAAGUACUGUCUUAUUUAUUCUGUCUCGUGCACGCAGCCGUCCCCUCGGCUGUACGUAGCGUCAUGUGGUACAAGAGUGAUGGGGCGGCCGUGGACAAUGUGUUGCGUCGCCUUACGGGCCGGAGGCCUCAGACGGCACGGUACCCGAGUCUGCUGCUGGUACGGGAGGUGACGACGCCCGACGGAAACUUCACGUGCCGGGUAAAUCACCGCGGCGAGGAGCUGCACAGGACAAUCAAGGUGACGGGCGGCCACUCAAGCGUGCCCGAACUGGCCGAGAAGACGCAGGUGUCGUUGGAGGGAGGGACGGCCUUGCUCCCCUGUCCCGGUCUUGCCCCCAUCCUGCGGGCCACCUGGGUGUUCGAGGGCCGGCAGUUGAGGUCAGGCGGGCGGGUGGCGGUCGGCGAGAGGCAGCUGGUCAUCAGGGACGUGAGGGAGGCUGACUUCGGGGAGUAUCGGUGUCAGGUGAGGUCUGACAGGCUCCACUAUAACUACACGACGCUGGUGACGCUGCUGCCGGCCCGAGGACCCACCACCCUCACCACCCACUACACCCUCGCCGCCCACCCGCCACCCAUACCCCAAAGAGUCACACCAUGUAAUCAAAGUUCCCUUCAGCAGGAUGGCGAGGACGGGGCAACCUCAGCACCAAUAGUAGAGCCGAAGAUAGUCUGCCCCCCUCCCUUUGAGACGAUGGAGGGUCACUGUGUGCUGGUGGCCCCGGGGGAGGCGAGGUCGUGGCACCAGGCGAGGUCACAGUGCCAGGGCUUCGAGGGUGACCUGCUGGUGAUCGAGAACGCUGCCCUGUUGCUGGCGAUGAUGCGACUCUUCCACACUCAAGGCCUCACAAAGACGUCCUUCUGGGUGGGUGGUGAGCAGCAUAGCGACGGGUGGCGGUGGGUGAACGGCGCCCCCCUGGAACCCGGCAGCCCCCUGUGGUACCCCUCCCCCAGCGGCGGCCCCAAGAAGGUGCCCCCCCCAAGGCCCCAGCGACGCCCCCCUCCCUCCCGCAGGUCAACAGAGCCACGAAGCUCCUCCAAGUCUCGGUCUCGUCGGCCAAACAAGAGGAGGAAAGGAUCGUCCUGGAGCCUCCCGUCCACGGUCAGGCAGCGAGGGACACGCAGCCUCAGCCCCCGACAGGCAGCCACUGGCCGUCCACACGCCUCUGACGUGGCCCCAGAGCGACCGUGGCCAUCCAUGCAGCCAUAUAGUGAGCGGCGAGGCGUCCAGCACCUUCUGCUGAUGAGCCACCAGGAGGAAGCGACAGAGGGGCGCGGCGGUCAAUUUCGGAGCUCCGAGACAAAAGAAAGGGAGGCACCAGACAGGCGACGAGCAGGAGUGGGCGUGGACCUCAGCAGAGGGGAGAGCCACGGAGCCGGCCGACAGGAGCAGCAGCAGCAGCAUGACGCCCCUAGGAGUCCGCCGAGGCAGGUACCCAGCCAAAAACCUUACAGGCGCGCGGGGCGGGUCAGCGACGCCACACCCGUCGCGGCACCACCCCGCCACAGAGCCGCCUGCCUCUGGGCCAGACUGCGGCACUUCCUCGUCUCGUGCUGGGCAGAGGCUCGGCUGCGGGCGCUAUGCCAGUACCGGCCAGGGGCGGCGCCCCCCCGGGAACACAGCCCCUCCUGAGGCUGCAUCGCCCGAUCACGGACAUUACUGUAGUCACAGUGGAUCACAAUGUGUCUGUUGUCGCUUGGGAACAAACAGCUCCUUUGUGAGCACAAGACAGUGAUGGUAGAGCAAGAUAGCGUUUAUUGCCACCUGAGUAUGCCAUGCGUUGUGAAGCUCAUCUCUCUCGACACGGAAAAGUUAUGCUUACAUAGAUAAUACCAAGUGGCUGCACGGCUGCCUCCGAGACAAAGCAACGCCACAACAAUAGACAACACACAUAAACACAACCAAGGAAAAAUAACCUUACACAAAGCUGACAAAAAAAAAGCGCUUUCCUCCAGGCAGAGAAACAGGAGAGAGAGUGAGAGAGGGCGAGGAGAUUCGUGAAGCGAGAUCAGACGUGCGUGCUCUCGUACUUGAGGAGGAGGAGGAGGAGGAGACAGAGGAGGAGGAGGAGGAUAAGGAGGAGGAGGAUAAGGAGGAGGAGGCAGGAGGAGGAGGAGGCAGGACGGAGGUAGGAGGGGGCAGCAGGCAAGUGACGUCCCUCUCAUGUGCCUCCCAAGGGCGCGUCGCAGAGCAAAUCUUGAAAGCAAAUCCGGAAAGCACUUAGGAGCGGGCCCCGAGACGCCGAGAUUUCUGUUACGGGACAAAUAUAAUAAACGAGCAAAGGAAAAA